UUUUUUUUUUGGAUAACCUUUACCAUACCAUGUCAGCGUAGCUACAGUGGCUCCCACUGCUCUACGGAUGAGAUGAAUCUAUUCAUUUCACUGUAGGUUUAUGAUGGAUGACCAAAAUGAGUGCGUAUGUGUGGAGCCCACUUGAAUCGAGAUGCAAGAAUGCAAGAUUGAAGCAUUGCAGACGCAAGGGGCGAAACAAAUAAAACGCGCCGAUCCCAUUUUCUUUUUCUUUUUCGUUCUCUCGGUUCUUCUCCUCCCACCUUUCUCAUCAUCAUAGCCAUUAGCGACCAGAGAGAGAAUGGCGUGCAUGCACGAUCACAGCUGCGAGGAUCACAACUGCUCCGCGGAUUGGUCUCUCUAUAAGCACAUAGAUUUCUCUAAGGUGUCAGCUCUGAAUGAAUCAAUUGCAGGAAGUGUAAAGUCAGUUUUUAAACCUUGGAAUCGUCGACUGGAUACUUCAGAGCAGGGCCUUUUGGAAAGCAAUGACGGUGACCCAGAGUUACUUGUUUUUAUCCCGUUUACAUCAGACGUUAAAAUAAAGAGCAUAUCUGUUGUUGGUGGUUCUGGUGGAACAAGCCCAUCAAAGAUGAGAGCGUUUAUUAAUCGAGAUGGUAUUGACUUUUCUGAUGCUCAAAAUAUGCAGCCUGUUCAGGAAUGGGAGUUGGCAGAGAAUUUGCAAGGAGUCUUGGAAUACCAGACAAGAUAUUCAAGAUUUCAAAGUGUGGCUAGUCUUACUCUGCAUUUUCCUGAAAAUUUUGGUGGGGAUACCACUCAGAUAUACUAUAUUGGCUUACGAGGUGAAGCUACUCAGUUGAAAAGGGACGUUGUAGCAACAAUUGUCUAUGAAGUUACGCCCAACCCAUCUGAUCACAAGACUAAAGCUGAUGGUGGUGGUGGUCUCUCACAUGUGGAAUGAAGAUUGACAGGGCCUCCAAUUCAUAUCACUGCGAGAAUGGAUUCAAAAUGACUUGCCUUUGCAGAGAAUUUAGCACCUGGUGGUGAAAAGCUGACAGAGUGUGUACUGAAAAAAAAAGCCGACAGAGAGGUACAGGAGGCCACCAAUGAUGAUUAGGGGUGAAGAUUUAUCAGGUCCUUGGGAACCCUGACCUGUUCUCUAGAUUAGGAUCUUGAAUUAGGUCUCAUCAGACUGGGUUCUAUCUCUACAGAAUCCUUUUGUUCCCCUAGCUUAUGGUUACUAGUUCUUCAUAGAAUGGCAGAAACAUAAGAAUUCAGCUGCUUUUGUAGCAACACUAAUUCACUUGUAAACUUGAGUCAACAAUUGAUAGUGGGUUUGGUGUCAGGUGUAAUUGGUUGGUAUUAAAUAGAAUAUCAGUGUGUUUUAAGAAACAACUUGAUUUCUAUGGAGAGAUUGUUAUCGAACAAAAUUGUUGAUGUUGCUGCAGCAUGUCAUUAUUGUGGCAGUGUUAUACAUUCAUCCAACCAUGAAA
This is a messenger RNA of Elaeis guineensis (African oil palm), 1448 nucleotides long. RefSeq lists its product as uncharacterized. NCBI's taxonomy places the organism in Eukaryota, Viridiplantae, Streptophyta, Magnoliopsida, Arecales, Arecaceae. The record is from RefSeq and is a predicted model, not a curated record.